Molecule: messenger RNA, 399 nt
Organism: Strongylus vulgaris
Lineage: Eukaryota; Metazoa; Nematoda; Chromadorea; Rhabditida; Strongylidae
Source: the annotation of a GenBank genome assembly
AUGGAAAUCGCUUAUUGCUUGCAGUACCUGUGCGAGAUUUGUGAUUUGCUCCGCACUGAAAAUCAUGAACGUCAAUUUUCAGAAGCACUACUACGAAAACGCUCCAUCUUGCCUUACCAAUACCAUGUGCGAGUGCUGGAGUUGUUGAUAAUACUAGCGUUUGCCCCAAUAGAAGCCAUACGAUUGUCAUGGGGUACACGAGGAAAUCUGACAGAAACGCCCGCAUUUCUGGCAUUCUCGGUACUUCUUUCUGUUCCCAUUAUACUAAUUCACGUCUAUCUAGCUAUAUUCCAAAAUUUUGUUCUGCUCAUUGAAGCUGUCAUCGUUGGAAUAAGUGGAGUAUUGGUGAUCAUUGAAACAAUUGCCGGUCUUGCCUUGUGCGCCACACUUUCAAAGUAA